UUUGAUCAGGUGUUCUCUAACAUCAUGAGUGCGAAGUCUGAGCCAGCUAUUAGCUCGUGCAAGUCCAAUGAAAAUUGGACUAAGGUGACUUUCAAGCCCGACCUCGCCAAGUUCCACAUGACGUAUCUGGAGGAGGAUGUUGUUGCCCUGAUGUCCAAACGUGUUUUGGAUAUUGCGGGCUGUCUUGGCAGGACUGUUAAGGUGGAGCUGAACGGCCAAAAGCUCCCAGUUAAAACGUUUUCGGAUUACGUGGGGCUUUACCUUGCCUCCGCUCAGAAAGGCAAAGAAGAGACGCUUCCAAGGAUAUAUGAGCGUGCAAAUGAUCGGUGGGAAGUAUGCGUGAGUUUAAGCGAUGGACAGUUUCAACAGGUUAGCUUUGUGAACAGCAUCGCCACAAUCCGGGGUGGCACGCACGUCCAGCAUGUUUCGGAACAGAUCGUAAGCCACAUACAGGAAAUUGUGAACAAGAAGAACAAAAAUGCGAACGUGAAGGGUUUCCAAAUCAGAAACCAUCUUUGGGUCUUUGUCAAUUCUCUGAUUGACAACCCUGCCUUCGAUUCCCAGACGAAGGAAACAUUGACUACUCGUCAAACUAGUUUUGGAUCGAAGUGCGAGCUGUCCCCAGAGUUUCUGAAGAAAGUUUCUAAAUGCGGGGUAGUUGACAAUGUUCUGUCGUGGGCGGACUUUAAGCAGAGUAAGGAGCUAAAGAAGAACGACGGUGCCAAGAGGCAGCGCCUAACUGGAAUAGCCAAGCUGGACGAUGCAAAUGAUGCCGGCGGCAAGAACUCCGAAGCAUGCACUUUGAUCUUGACUGAAGGAGAUUCAGCUAAAGCUCUUGCUAUGAGUGGCAUCAGUGUGGUUGGCCGUAACCACUAUGGUGUGUUUCCUCUCAGGGGAAAGCUUUUAAACGUUCGAGAGGCAACGCACAAGCAAAUAAUGGAUAACGCUGAAAUCACCAGCAUAAAGCAGAUACUGGGGUUGCAGCAGGGAAAAGGUUAUGAAAAUACCAAGUCUCUUCGUUACGGUCAUUUGAUGAUUAUGACCGACCAGGAUCACGACGGGUCACACAUCAAAGGUCUUAUUAUCAAUUUCAUUCACACGUUUUGGCCAUCACUUUUGAAAGUUCCCGGUUUCUUGGUGGAAUUUAUCACGCCAAUUGUUAAGGCAACACAUAAGAACGGAAAGGUACUAUCCUUCUAUACUAUGCCGGAAUACGAGUCGUGGAAAGAGUCCCUGAGAGGAGAAACCAAGGGUUGGAGUAUCAAGUACUACAAGGGUCUGGGCACGAGUACAGCAAAGGAAGGCAAGGAGUACUUUCGAGAUCUGGUCAAGCACAAGAAGGACUUCGCAUGGGACAAUGAUGAAGAUGGUGACUCUAUAGAGCUAGCAUUUAGCAAGAAAAAAACCGAAGCCAGAAAAAUAUGGCUGCGAGGGUACCAGCCAGGGACAUUUCUGGAUCAAACUCAGCGGGUCAUCACGUACAGCGAUUUCAUCAAUAAGGAAUUAAUCCUGUUCUCGUUGGCUGAUUUGGCAAGGUCUGUCCCGUCUAUGGUGGACGGAUUGAAGCCCGGACAGCGCAAGAUUCUGUUUGCUGCAUUCAAAAGAAAUUUUACGUCGCAAGCUAAGGUAGCGCAAUUUUCUGGAUAUGUCUCCGAGCAUUCUGCUUAUCACCAUGGAGAACAAAGUCUCGCGAGUACUAUCAUAGGAAUGGCUCAGAAUUUCGUCGGUAGCAAUAACAUCAAUAUCCUUGCUCCGAUUGGACAGUUCGGUACAAGGAGUCAGGGCGGAAAGGACCAUGCCAGUGCGCGUUACAUCUAUACGUCUCUAACUCCGUUAACACGUACUAUAUUUCCUAAACCAGAUGACAUUUUACUGAAUUUUCUGAGAGAGGAUGGACAGUCGAUCGAGCCCUUCUGGUAUGCACCAAUUCUUCCUAUGGUGCUUGUCAACGGCUCUGAAGGCAUUGGCACUGGGUGGAGCACUUUCGUGCCAAAUUACAAUCCUCGAGAUAUCGUUACCAACCUUAAGCAUCUUUUGCGCGAUGAGCCGCUGGAGCCAAUGGAUCCGUGGUACAAGGGGUUUAAGGGGACGAUAGUGAAAUCGGCAAGCAAAGAAUCUGGUGUCAGCUAUACAGUGACUGGCAUCGUAGAGCAAGUCAACGAGACUACUAUACGUGUGCUAGAGCUUCCCAUUAGAAAGUGGACUCAAGACUAUAAGGAGUUUCUUGAAGCGUUGCUUUGUGGCACAGAGAAAAUCAAAGAACCCUCUAUUAAGGACUACAGGGAGCAUAACACUGAUACGCGAGUGCACUUUGAAAUUUCUUUAUCCGAGGAAAAAAUGGCUGAAGCUCUUGCAGAGGGUCUCACGAAAAAGUUCAAGCUGAGUACCACUAUCAGCACCAGUAACAUGAAUCUUUUUGAUAAGGACGGGCAUAUUCGAAAGUAUGACACGCCCGAACAAAUUCUUGAAGACUUCUACCAUAUUCGUUUGGAGUUGUACGUCAAAAGAAAGGAAGUGCAAGUUGAGAAUUUGCAAUACGAGCUACUGAAGCUUGACAACAAAGUCCGAUUUAUUCUCGGUGUUGUCAAAGGCGAAAUUGUUGUAAACAACAGGAAGCGAGCCGAGUUACUAGUCGAGCUAAAGACCAAAGGCUUUACUCCGUUCCCUAAGAAGGCAAAAGCUUCGGACUUGCCUGUUGUCGGUGGUGAUGGUUCUGACGUGGAAGCGGAUGACGAAGAAAAGCUGAAUAAAGGAGUUCGUGCUGGUGAUUACGAGUAUCUUCUAUCUAUGCCAAUUGGCACGCUCACUCUAGAGAAGGUUCAGCAGCUCUGCAACGAGCGUGAUAAGCUUGAAGGUGAUGUUGAAGAAUUGAAGAAAUGUACACCGAAGGAUCUCUGGGAGAAGGACUUAGAUAACUUCCUCGAACAACUGACGGCUCAAGAGAUGGAGGAAGAAAAGGAAGACGAGCUUGAACUUAAGCAAAUGGCCAAAGAAGGUGCUGCUAUAUUCAAGCGCGCUGCUGCUGGCCGAAAGCCUGCUGCGAAGGCAAAAACUGCAGACAAGGAAAAUGCCGUGAAGCCUACCAAAAAAGCGACUGCCUCGACGAAAGCUUCGAAUGCUUCCAAGAAGGCAGCUAAACCAGUGGAACUGGACAGCGAGGAAGAAUACUUCAACACAAGCUUACAGGAUCGCCUUGCUGCUUACGCGAAAGGAAAAGGACCGCUAACAGAGGACAACUCCAUGGAGGACGCUGUCAAGGAAGUGUCCCCGCCAACAAAGCAUAAUGCUCCUAAAGCUGCUCCGGUCGCAAAGAAGCGCGCGAAUACCAAAGCCUCCAAAGCAUCAAAAGCCACUGAAGAUGUUGCGGCCCACGACUCCCCUGAUGCGAAAGUAAGGAAGGUGCGGGCUUCUCCAUUCAACAAGAAGAGUGGUUCCGUCAUUCCUCAGCUUGCAAAGCUGUCCAUCGAGGCAGAGGCCGACUCCGACGUCGAAGCAGCUCCUCAAGCAAGGCCGAAGAGACGAGCGGCUCGCCCGGCUGUGCACUACAUCGAGAGCGACACGGAGGAAGACAAGGCCGCAAGCGAAGACAUCUCCGACUUUGAGGACGAAGGAUCAGAGUAAAGUCUGGUUCCCCCUCCCCGGUUUUCUCAUUCUGCUCGUUUGGUGCUAACGAGUUUGCUGUACUGCUCUUUAACUUUCUAUGUUAAGGUGGAGGCUCCAGAAGAAAGGUCGUGUCAUGGUACUGUGACUCGUAUGGAUUGUGUAAUAUCUGCAUUGUUUUGUUCCAGACAAUUGUUUCAUGUCAUUGAUCAUAUAAUGUUUUUCACCUUUUUCUUGUG
Messenger RNA from Selaginella moellendorffii, 3839 nucleotides. RefSeq names its product DNA topoisomerase 2. Gene Ontology annotation, molecular function: DNA binding; ATP binding; DNA topoisomerase type II (double strand cut, ATP-hydrolyzing) activity. The transcript is spliced from 20 exons. Gene Ontology annotation, cellular component: nucleus. The record is from RefSeq and is a predicted model, not a curated record. Gene Ontology annotation, biological process: DNA topological change; sister chromatid segregation; resolution of meiotic recombination intermediates. NCBI's taxonomy places the organism in Eukaryota, Viridiplantae, Streptophyta, Lycopodiopsida, Selaginellales, Selaginellaceae. The annotation marks the transcript as partial.